AGAGGAACAGAAUGAGAGGUGGAAAUCUUGUGAUGGAUCCUCGGUGAGCUGAGCUGCAGUUCCGGUCCCAGCGAGAAAAAGAGAGAGAGAGAGAGCUAGUCAACAGAACGACGUGAGGGAGGGAGUCCGUGUGUACAGGACCUUUCUGCAACGUUGUGUGUGUGUGUGUGUGUAUAUGAGUGUGUGUGUGUGUGUGUGUGUGUGUGUGCACACUCUCACUCUCACUCAUUCACUCACACAGCGUAAGUGCCGAUGCUCUGUGGUAUCGGUGGAUUGUAGGAUGGACGCCGUGCUCUGAGGACGACCAGCAUCCACACGCACAUGCUCGACCUGCUCAAGCUGCCACCUGCUGAGUCCUGUACAGCAUAGGAUACAUACCAUACACACACACACACACACCCUCUUCCACACACUAAAACACUCUUAUAGACCUGUUCACCUGUGCAAGAAUGGAUACAGUACCUAACGAUACAGACGGACUGGAGAACAACUCCAUGAAGUACAGCAGGAAUGAACAGACGGAAAAAAUGUGGAUGCGACUCAAAGGAAUGCAGAAGUACAAAACCACGUCUCAGAGGUUAAGAUGUCUGGUUAAGCAGCUGGAAAAGGGUGAGGUGAAUGUGGUGGAUCUCAGGAAGAACAUCGAAUAUGCUGCCUCUGUGCUGGAAGCUGUCUACAUUGAUGAAACCAGACGCCUGCUGGACACGGAGGAUGAGCUCAGCGAUAUCCAGGCUGACUCGGUGCCCAUGGAGGUGCGUGACUGGCUGGCGUCCACCUUUACCCGCAAGAUGGGUGUGGUGCGGCGGCGCCCAGAGGAGAAACCACGGUUCCGCAGCAUCGUCCACGCCGUACAGGCCGGCAUUUUUGUGGAAAGGAUGUACAGGAGGACAUCAAACAUGGCUGGCCUGACAUACCCACCAGCAGUAAUCCUCACUCUUAAGGAUGUUGAUAAAUGGUCGUUCGAUGUCUUCACACUUCAAGAGGCCAGCAGUGAACAUGCUCUGAAGUUCCUGGUGUACGAGCUGCUCACCAGAUACGACCUGAUUAACCGCUUCAGGAUACCUGUGUCUUCUCUGGUGGCGUUUGUGGAGGCUCUGGAGGUGGGUUACAGCAAACACAAAAACCCUUACCACAACCUGAUCCACGCUGCCGACGUUACUCAAACUGCACACUAUCUGAUGCUCCAUACUGGCAUUAUGCACUGGCUCACCGAACUGGAAAUAUUGGCCAUGGUGUUUGCUGCUGCUAUCCACGACUUUGAACACACUGGAACCACCAACAAUUUUCACAUCCAAACCAGGUCAGAAGUGGCUAUACUGUAUAACGACCGGUCGGUUUUGGAGAACCACCAUGUGAGUGCCGCCUACAGGCUAAUGCAGGAGGACGAAAUGAACAUUCUGAUCAACCUGUCCAAAGAUGACUGGAGAGAGCUACGUACAUUGGUGGUGGAGAUGGUGAUGAGUACGGAUAUGUCCUGCCACUUCCAACAGAUCAAAACUAUGAGGAACUCACUACAGCAGCCAGAGGGGAUUGACAAACCUAAAGCUCUGUCUCUAAUGCUGCACGCUGCCGACAUUAGCCACCCAGCUAAAGGUUGGAACCUGCACUACCGCUGGACUCAGGCUUUGAUGGAGGAGUUCUUCAGACAGGGUGAUAAGGAAGCAGAAUUGGGGUUGCCAUUUUCUCCACUGUGUGAUCGUAAAGCCACUAUGAUAGCACAGUCCCAAAUUGGCUUUAUUGACUUUAUCGUGGAGCCGACAUUCUCUGUGCUAGUGGACACCACAGAGAAGAUCAUCGCUCCUCUGAUAGAGGAAACUUUAAAGUCAGGAGGCAUGCACAGGUCAAGUUUAACAGCUCAAGGUUCAGCUGCUGUGGUCGAGUCCGUUCAGAGACACAGUGACCGAGACUCUGCGCUUAAUGACUACUCACUCGCUGGCAUUAACCUCAAACAGGUCCAAUACACUCUGUCUGAAAUCAUCCAGAGCAACAAGGAGCGCUGGAAGGAACUCUCCGUUCAAGAAUUGGCCAGUAAGGAGCGUGAGCAGUGCGAAACUUCACCCCGUAAACCCGACGUCACUUUGACUCGCAAAGACUCCGAGUCAAAGUCCCUUAGUGACAUGAACAACACCGACUCCCUCCACUCCUCACAGGACUCUCUAGAGCAGAGCACUGCCUCUCACAGCGCCGAUCCGGGCGAUGCCAGUCCCGACGCCAGUCCAGACGCCAGUCCUCACACUCAUCGACCAUUACCAUGGAAUGGCAAAACGGCCUGAACGACGGAGCUCUCCACAGAUCAAGCAUCCUCUACACUGUGUGUGUACUGUGGUAGAAAUCCCAUAAACCUCUAUGGGUGAUGUAUAUAGCACUGUGCCCAUCCUAUUAUACCGCUCGCUACUGUUUCCUCACCAGUUCCGGAGUGAGAUGAUUUACACUGAUAUUUCCAUGACAGCAACCGUCGUCAUAGAGACGCUAGGAUGCUGAGUUGUCAUGGCAACUUUGCAAGGACAUGAAGCUCGGCCAGGAGCACCGAGAAAUGCAAGCCUCUUCACCCUGCACCCUUUUUGAUUCAGUUCUUUACUUUUGUAAAUGGGCUUUGUUUUUUUGUUUGUUUUCCAGUCAUUUGUAUGGUUAUUUAUUAAAGAUCGCUUCGCUUCCUUUAAUCCAAA
Molecule: messenger RNA, 2666 nt
Organism: Trichomycterus rosablanca
Lineage: Eukaryota; Metazoa; Chordata; Actinopteri; Siluriformes; Trichomycteridae
Gene: pde1a
Product: phosphodiesterase 1A, calmodulin-dependent
Exons: 15
Coding region: 450-2273 (607 amino acids)
Biological process (GO): signal transduction
Cellular component (GO): neuronal cell body
Molecular function (GO): calmodulin-activated 3',5'-cyclic-GMP phosphodiesterase activity
Source: RefSeq, a predicted model, not a curated record